This is a messenger RNA of Helianthus annuus (common sunflower), 1060 nucleotides long. Its product is annotated as protein usf. Lineage: Eukaryota; Viridiplantae; Streptophyta; Magnoliopsida; Asterales; Asteraceae. The transcript is spliced from 5 exons. Bases 153 to 869 code for a protein of 238 amino acids. The record is from RefSeq and is a predicted model, not a curated record. Gene Ontology annotation, molecular function: hydrolase activity.
UGUCCGUCUCAAGAAUAUCAUCGAUCUGGUGAGAGUAGUUUGAAAAAUAAAAAGUCAACUAAUACCAAGUCAAUAUCACUCUUGAGUUUUCUUCAAAACCCAAACCUGCAAAUCAUCACACAAAUCUCACUCAUUUUCUUCAAAUUUAAUCCAUGGCUACCUCCGACCUCAAGAAAAUACAGAUUCAACGAGAAGACAUCACAUUUGAUGCAUAUGUGGUUGGCAAAGACGACGCUCCUGGAAUUGUCGUGAUUCAGGAGUGGUGGGGAGUUGAUUUUGAGAUCAAGAACCACGCCUUUAAAAUUUCCCAACUCGGCUACAAAGCACUUAUUCCUGAUUUGUACCAUGGAAAGGUUGGUCUUGAUGCUGCAGAAGCACAACAUUUGAUGGACGGUCUUGACUGGCCAGGUUCUGUGAAGGAUAUCCAGGCUUCCGUUAACUGGCUCAAGGCCAAUGGCUCACAAAAGGUUGGUGUGACUGGAUAUUGUAUGGGUGGUGCUCUUACUAUUGCAAGUUCUGUAUUAAUCUCCGGGAUUGAUGCUGGUGUAGCAUUCUAUGGAGUUCCUCCUCCACAGCUUGCAGAUCCUGCCGAAGCUAAAGUACCUAUACAAGCUCAUUUUGGAGAACUUGACAAUAUCGUUGGAUUUUCAGAUAUUAAGGCUGCUAAAGCUUUGGAGGAGAAACUGAAGGCAUCGGGGACGCCAUACGAGGUACAUGUAUACCCUGGAGUGACACAUGCAUUUAUGAACACUUCCGUAGAAGGCAACGCGAGGAGAAAAGGUAUGGGAAUGAUAGAUGACAACGAGGCUGCUGCUGACUUGGCAUGGUCUCGUUUCCAGUCUUGGAUGAACCGUUACUUGUCAGCCUGAAUCUGAAUCACAAACAAGGUGUGUAACUAUCAAACAAUGGCCAGGUUAUAACAAAACUGAAAAAGAACCUGAGUUAUCCCAAAAUGGUGUGUAUAUUAUUUGUAAAAUAGUUUCUAUUGUCAAGUUGGUUGUUAAUGUUGAGAUCUUUUUUCUUGUAUCUAAUUACUUUGAAGAGUUUUCAGUUGUUUCAA